This is a messenger RNA of Juglans microcarpa x Juglans regia, 924 nucleotides long. RefSeq lists its product as uncharacterized. NCBI's taxonomy places the organism in Eukaryota, Viridiplantae, Streptophyta, Magnoliopsida, Fagales, Juglandaceae. The transcript has a single exon. Bases 1 to 924 code for a protein of 307 amino acids. The record is from RefSeq and is a predicted model, not a curated record.
AUGGCUGCCAUCCCUGCAUCUAAUACCGAUUCACCCAUCAUCACCAUCAAUGCUGCAACCACCAUCAAUGAAAAACUCACCCCUUCUACCUUUCCUCAGUGGAGGGCUCAAUUUGAAGCAGUGCUCACUGGUUAUGAUCUCAUUGAUUUUGUCACUGGUGUCAAACAAUGCCCUGCUAUUGAUGAAUCGAACUCUGCUGCCUCCAAAGCCGCGAACUCCCACUGGGUUCGCCAAGACAAACUGAUUCUCCACACCAUUCUUGCUUCCACCUCCACCACCAUUACUCCCCUUCUUGCUGCAUACAAAACAUCUCAUGAGGCUUGGACAGCACUGACCCUAUUAUACGCGGGAAAAUCAAGAACGCGUGCGAUGCAACUCAAGGAGGAUUUGACCUUGAGCAACUGUGGAAAUCACACCGUUACUGAAUUUCUUCAAGCAAUCAAAGUGAUUGCUGACGAACUCACAAUCAUCGAUCAUCCUGUUUUGGAUGACGAUUUAACUCUUUACAUCCUCAAUGGAUUGGAUCCCGAAUUUAGAGAAAUUGUGGCACCCAUUCGUGCCUGUGAGACAUCUUUGAAAUUUGAAGAAAUACAUGAUCUUCUUGUAGGUCAUGAGAGUUACCUUAGGCGGUUAGAGAAUCAAAUGGCAGCAACAUUCAUUCCCACUGCAAAUUACUCUCAUUGGCAAGGAGGUGCUCCUGGAAAUCAUAAACUGAGCCUUAAGACUUCCUUCAACAAGCCUCGCAGCAACAAUGAGCACAAUAAAAAGGGCCUUCCGAUUCGGGCUACAGGAAAUACAAGCCCAAAUGUCAAUGGUGUAAUCAAGUGGGCCACAUGGCCAAAAAUUGUCCAAAAAUGCCUUCCACUGAAUUCACUGCAAACUGUGCUGCAUCUUCUCAAGGAAAAAAUAAAAGUGGCUAGUUGA